AACUGUCAGUGUCAGACUGAAGAGUAGUGUGAAAGAGGAAGGAAGUAAUCGGUUUCACUUCCAUUACCUGGCCGAUGUGCUACUUUGAAAGUGAAAUCCGAAAGUUGUUGUAAACCUGUCGUUCUAAACGCACUGCCAUGUCGAGCCAAGAAGACAUCAUUAAGAAGCAGAAGACGUGCAUGCAAGUGGCCACCAACGUCACGGAGCAGCGGCACCACGUCUCCCGAGCCAAGCGCGGCCAGAUUUUGGGGCACCUGCGGGGCUUCCGGGGCUGCACUGUCUGGUUCACGGGGCUGUCUGGCGCAGGUAAAACCUCCAUAGCCUUCGAACUGGAGGCCUACCUCAUCCAGCACGGCAUCCCCGCCUACGGCCUGGACGGCGACAACAUGCGCACGGGGCUCAACAAGGACCUGGGGUUCAGCAAACAGGACCGGGAGGAGAACAUAAGACGCGUGGCGGAAGUGGCGCGACUUUUCGCAGACGCUGGCCAGAUCUGUCUUUGUAGCUUCGUGUCCCCAUUUGCAGAAGACAGGGAGCUGGCCCGGAGGAUACACCGCGAUAACGACCUCCCGUUCUUCGAAGUGUUUGUCGAUUGUCCGCUGCCGGUGUGCGAGCAGAGGGACACCAAGGGGCUGUACCACAAGGCCAGGCAGGGGGCUAUCAAGGGGUUCACGGGGAUUGACCAGCCGUACGAGAAGCCAGAGCAUCCCGAUUUGGUCGUGAAGACGAUUGAGUCGUCGGUGGAGGAGUCGAUGUUCCACGUUGUGGAGAUGUUGCAAGAAAAUGGGAUUAUUCCCCUGGUGGAGGAGGAUUACGAGAAGGUGCUGGAGCUGUUUGUGCCCAAGGACCGGCUUGCUGCCGCCAAUGAGGAGGCGGCGACUUUGCCCAAGUUGAAUUUGACUGUCCUGGAUUUGCAGUGGCUGCAGGUUUUGAGCGAAGGCUGGGCCUCCCCCUUAAAAGGCUUCAUGCGCGAAGACCAAUUCCUGCAAACCCUCCACUUCAACUGCCUCCUCGACGAAGUGAAAAACACUAACCAAUCAAUCCCCAUCGUCUUGCCCGUCUCAUCCGCCGACAAAGAGCGCCUCGACGGCGCCUCGGCCCUAUCUCUCUACCACAACGGCAUCUGCUACGCCAUUCUGCGCAAACCCGAAUUCUACUACCACCGCAAGGAAGAACGCGUCGCCCGCCAAUUCGGCAUCACCAACAAAGACCACCCUUACAUAAAAAUGGUCUACGAAUCGGGCGACUGGCUCGUGGGGGGCGAACUCGAAGUCCUGAAACGCGUGCAAUGGGGCGACGAACUCGACCACUACCGACUCACCCCCAACGAACUCCGCCGAAAGUUCAAGUUAAUGGGGGCUGACGCAGUUUUCGCCUUCCAACUGCGCAACCCCAUCCACAACGGUCACGCGCUGCUGAUGCAAGACACGCGGAAACAGCUGAAAGAAAGGGGCUACCGCAAGCCGGUGCUGCUUUUGCACCCUCUGGGUGGUUGGACGAAAGACGACGAUGUUCCCCUUCACACUAGAUUGCUCCAACACCAAGCUGUGCUAGAUGAGGGCUUGCUUGAUCGGUUCUCGACCGUUCUGGCCAUUUUCCCGAGUCCCAUGAUGUACGCGGGACCCACUGAAGUGCAGUGGCAUGCCAAGGCGCGGAUGAACGCGGGCGCGAAUUUCUAUAUCGUUGGGAGAGAUCCCGCAGGAGUGCCGCACCCACGGGGGAAGGACGCGACUCCAGAUGGGAACUUGUACGAUGUCACCCAUGGGGCUCGUGUGCUGAAGAUGGCACCUGGGUUAACCUCGCUUGAGAUCAUUCCCUUCCGGGUGGCCGCCUACGAUUGCAAGAACAAGAAAAUGGCCUUCUUUGAUCCGGCCAGGAAGGAGGAGUUUGAGUUCAUUUCGGGGACGAAGAUGAGGACGCUUGCGCGUAAUGGGGAUAACCCACCGGAUGGGUUUAUGGCGCCCAAGGCCUGGAGGGUGCUUGCCGAUUACUACCAGUCUUUGAUUAAAGAUAAAUAUUAGAUCGAACAUUCCUUCUUUUCUUUAUGUCUCGACUUUUUCGAACUCGAUUUUAUCUUUUCGAAGUCUUUCCUUCUGUAAUAUUAUUUUAUUAUUGGUUUUAAUUGUGCACUAUAAUCGUAGGUGUAAAGGAAUUUGUUUUAGCUUUAAGUUUCAAUUGCAAUUGAUGAGCUUUUAAAAAUUGCUAAAUUGUUUAGAAGAUUUUAUUAUCUACUUAAAUGCAUUUCAGAAGGUAAUGCAAUGUAUUUCUUAAUGUUCUAGCGAGGACAUGAAGUUGUAAAAUGCAUACAGGACUCAAUAUUUCCUUUUAAUCUAUUGAGGUCUUAUAUUCCAAACUUUUACAUGAAUUUUUAACGGCAUAGUCCAUAGCUUUAUAUCAUGUAUGUGUUAUGUUUUAAAUAUAUUUUAUUUUAUUUUUGA
Tribolium castaneum (red flour beetle) is the source of this 2438-nucleotide messenger RNA. It is a transcript of the gene Papss, whose product is annotated as PAPS synthetase. Bases 138 to 2021 code for a protein of 627 amino acids. NCBI's taxonomy places the organism in Eukaryota, Metazoa, Arthropoda, Insecta, Coleoptera, Tenebrionidae. Gene Ontology annotation, biological process: sulfate assimilation; 3'-phosphoadenosine 5'-phosphosulfate biosynthetic process. The record is from RefSeq and is a predicted model, not a curated record. Gene Ontology annotation, molecular function: adenylylsulfate kinase activity; ATP binding; sulfate adenylyltransferase (ATP) activity. The transcript is spliced from 2 exons.